AUUUAGUUAAACCUGGUGAUUGGAAUAAGAACUAAUCACCUUGUCUGCUGUUGAAGGUCAUUUUUUCAAAAUAUAUAAUUUAGCUUGUAAUAUCUGCUAAAUUAUUUGAAAAUUAGAGAAGACGAAGUAUCCUCCUAACACCAUGGAUGCUUCGGUGUCAUUUUCUGACGCUACUGUCACAGACGGGGUUUGUGCAACUCAAGAAAGGAGGAGGCAUCUGAGUAAAGGGAUGUCAAUAAUUGCUGCUGCUGGGAGAGAGGGUCACAAAGUUGAAAAAAAUUCCUAUGCUGGCAAAUCAAUUGCAGUCUUCACAAGUGGUGGUGAUGCACAGGGCAUGAAUGGAGCUGUGCGAGCUGCUGUAAGAAUGGCAGUGUAUUUAGGCUGUAAGGCUUACUUCAUCAAAGAGGGCUACCAAGGCAUGGUUGAUGGAGGAGACAAUAUUGUUGAAGCUCAUUGGAAAAGUGUCUCGGAUAUUAUUCAAAGGGGAGGCACAAUCAUUGGUAGUGCUCGUUGUAAGGAAUUUCGCGAACGUGAAGGUCGCAAGAAGGCAGCGUAUAAUCUCAUCCAGAAGAACAUUACAAACCUUGUUGUGAUUGGUGGAGAUGGAAGUCUCACAGGAGCUAACAUGUUUCGCCAGGAGUGGUCUGGUCUGCUUGCUGACCUUGUGAAAGAAGAAAAAAUCACACAAGCUCAAGCAGACAAGUGCAUGCAUUUGAACAUAGUGGGUAUGGUAGGCUCAAUAGACAAUGAUUUCUGUGGCACUGAUAUGACAAUAGGUACUGAUUCUGCACUUCAUAGGAUCAUUGAGUCUGUGGAUGCCAUUGCCACAACAGCAUCUAGUCAUCAGAGAUGUUUCAUCCUUGAAGUGAUGGGUCGGCAUUGUGGCUACCUUGCCUUGGUGGCUGCUUUGGCCAGUGAAGCUGAUUGGGUCUUCAUUCCUGAGUGGCCACCAGAGCAUGGGUGGGAGGAUGUAUUGUGUAGCAAACUUGCGAAUGAACGAGCUUUAGGUUAUCGCCUAAAUAUCAUCAUCGUCGCAGAAGGAGCCCAAGAUAGUGAUGGGAAUAAAAUCACAGCUAAUUUAGUAAAAGAUUUGAUCACAGACCGCCUGAAGUAUGACACAAGGGUGACAGUCUUGGGACAUGUACAAAGAGGUGGAAGUCCUUCAGCAUUUGACAGAGUUUUGGGUUGUCGUAUGGGUGCUGAAGCAGUGUUAGCAUUGAUGGAGGCAACACAAGACACCCCACCCUGUGUUGUGUCCCUGGAUGGCAACCAAACUGUCAGAGUGCCCCUCAUGCACUGUGUCGACAAAACAAGGGGUGUUCAAAAAGCUAUGGAUGAAAAGAACUUUGAACUAGCUGUCCAAUUAAGAGGAAGGAGCUUCCAGAAUAACCUUAACAUGUAUCGCAAAUUAAGUAAGCUGAAACCGCCAAAAUCUGUUUGCGAUGCAACAGGCCAUUCAAUAACAAAGCCUAAUGAGCAGGUGCCAUUUAAUCUUGGUGUGAUGAACGUAGGUGCACCAGCAUGUGGCAUGAAUGCUGUAAUGAGAUCAUUUGUGCGUCUUGGUCUCACCCAGGGAUACAGUGUCCUUGGCAUUCAUGGGGGAUGGGAGGGACUGGCCAAUGGAGAGGUUCUCCCUAUGUCCUGGACUGAAGUGCAGGGUUGGUCCGGCAAAGGUGGCUCUUUCCUGGGCACUAAGAGGACUUUGCCUGAUAAAGUAGGCUAUGCCAAAGUAGCUGCACAACUGAAAAAACAUAAAAUACAUGGACUGCUGUGUAUAGGAGGUUUUGAGGCAUAUAACAGUAUACUGCAGUUGUCUCAGAAGCGAAGCGAGUUCCCAGAAUUCUGUAUCCCAGCCAUUGUUAUCCCAGCAACCAUUAGCAACAAUGUACCAGGAACAGACUUCAGUCUAGGAGCAGAUACAGCCCUCAAUGAGAUUGCAGAUAUUUGUGACCGUAUCAAACAAUCGGCCACUGGUACGAAGCGACGUGUUUUUGUCAUAGAAACAAUGGGAGGCUUUUGUGGUUACCUGGCAACCCUCAGUGGACUUGCAGGGGGUGCCGACCAGGCUUAUAUAUUCGAGGAACACUUUGAGAUUAAGGACUUACAGGCUGAUGUAGCUCACUUGGGAACUAAAAUAGCGGAUGGUAUACAGAGAGGGUUAAUCAUCAGGAAUGAGAAGGCAAACUCUAACUAUACAACAGACUUCAUUCACCAGCUCUACACAGAGGAAGGAAAGGGCAUAUUCAGCUGUAGGAAAAAUGUCCUUGGUCACAUGCAACAGGGUGGAGUUCCAAGUCCAUUUGAUAGGAACAUGGCAACUAAACAAGGAGGCAAAGCUGUAGAUUUCCUCAUAGAGAAAAUACAAGAGAACAAACGUGAUGAUGGCACAGUCUACACCGAUGAUAUUGAUACUGCGGUGCUACUUGGGCUCGUCAAAAGACAAUCUGUAUUCACACCAGUUGAGGAACUGUCAGAAGAGACAGAUUUCACGCAUCGUAUCCCUAAAGAUCAGUGGUGGCUGAAACUACGCCCUCUAUUGAGAAUCCUAGCGAAGCACGAGAGCACAUAUGAGGUUGAAGGAGUGGAGGUGGAGUCAGACUCAGAAGUUGAUUAACGAUAUUAACACAUAGCAAAUCGACAAAGUAUUGGCUUCAUCUAGAAUGGUGAAAUAACAAUGCACUUCUAGAUCUGUGUCGUACAAAAAGAGUCAUUUCUUUUUUGAGGAAAUCGAGAAACAAUGGAUAUUCACUAGACUAAUGAAAGCCUAAUUUUGCCUCAAAUGAUGAUGCUAUUUAGAGUGAAAAGUCUCCCUUAGUUGCAAUAAAUGCUUUACACUUUAGUUAAGUUUAGCUUGUUUGGAUCAAAUACCUGUACAGUGAAGUGUGUGUAAUGUGUUUGAUUUGGAAGUUUACUGCAGCUGAAGUAUUGUAGGCACUACGGAGACUAGUCAGUCUUAGAUCAAAGCCAGGAAUACUAGGAUUAAAGCUAAAUGGAAGCAUACAAAAAAUGUAAUGCAUUAUUUGCCAAAGCCUGAUUUUAGUGUGAAAGACAGUUGAUAAGAAUGCUAACUUGUUAAUGUAUCUGCCAUUUUAAUUGUAGUAGGCAUUUGAGUCACAUUUCCAAAAUUCCAGUUUGCCAA
Messenger RNA from Owenia fusiformis, 3139 nucleotides. The record is from the annotation of a GenBank genome assembly. NCBI's taxonomy places the organism in Eukaryota, Metazoa, Annelida, Polychaeta, Sabellida, Oweniidae.